Messenger RNA from Ceratitis capitata (Mediterranean fruit fly), 1481 nucleotides. It is a transcript of the gene ppk15, whose product is annotated as pickpocket protein 19. The transcript has 7 exons. Gene Ontology annotation, molecular function: ligand-gated sodium channel activity. Gene Ontology annotation, cellular component: membrane. Lineage: Eukaryota; Metazoa; Arthropoda; Insecta; Diptera; Tephritidae. The record is from RefSeq and is a predicted model, not a curated record. Bases 1 to 1455 code for a protein of 484 amino acids. Gene Ontology annotation, biological process: sodium ion transmembrane transport.
AUGUCGUUCUGGCCCUUGCUUGCCUGUUUGCGUGACUAUUGCGCUAAUUGCUCCUUGGCCGGCAUCAGCUACAUUGCCAAUAACAAAUUGCAUAUUAGCGAGCGUGUCUUCUGGCUAUUCUGCGUCAUUAUGUCCGCCUUCGGUUCGUACAAACUUAUUUCAACAUUUGAACGAGACUUUGAAUCAUCCGCAGUGAGUAUUGUUUUCGAGAGCUUAACUCCUUACGAUGCGAUUUAUUUUCCGAGUGUGGCUGUAUGUGAGACGCUGGAAAAGGAUGGUACCACACCCGCUGUUGAGGAGUAUAUAGAAAGGUAUGUAGGAUGGAACACUCGAGGUUUUCUAUAUUUUCCCAGUUAUCCUGAGGAAUAUGAUUAUGACAUUGAGAUAUUUGUUUUAAAGCUAAUAUUUCCACAUGAGUACAAUACGGGCAAUGCAAGGGCGCAUUGUUUCGAUAAGGAGGGCACAGAUGCCGAGUGUCCACAUACUGGUCAUCGCGCACUCACCGAGAAGCUCCAUCAGAAUUGUACAAACGUUUUGCUAGAAUGUUCGCUUGGUAGUAGAGCCUUCAACUGCUGUCAUUACUUUAGACCAAUACUCACGCCGUACGGUUACUGUUUUCUGCUGAACUCAAUGCAGAAUAAUCAUCCCGACAGUCAAUAUUGGUUCCCCAAUGUGGUAGAAGAUAACCACGUGACAAUGCGUCUGCUCACAGAGGUGGCGGUCGAGGUUUUCGUAAUCAACAAAGAGGAUAUACCGUAUGCCAAUUUAGCUGGCAUAACAACAAAAGUUGCCACACCCGGCAAGCAUACAGACUUUCAACUAUCUCUACAAGAGAUGGUCAAUGAUAUGGAUGUGCGUGAGGUUUCGCCCGAACAUCGUGGCUGUCGUUUCCCCGAAGAGGUCAUACCGCAUUCAUCGUUUCGUUUCUACAGUUUCAGUACUUGCAUUGUCGACUGCAUCGGCGCAUUGCAGAUGAAAUAUUGUAAUUGUACGAUGUUCAAUUUAAUGCCGACGGCACGUAAGGAUCGGCCCGAUUGCGAUUAUAAUGGGUUUCUAUGUUUGGAGAAGGAAACAAAAGUGGCGCCCGAUAUUAAGAUGCUUCUACCAUGGCCGGAGAAUAAUGAGACGUGCGAUUGUUUGCCAUCGUGCACUGAGCACGAUCUGCGUACGGUUUCCGAGUACAGUCCGCGCAAUCGCAAAGGCGAUAAAAGACGCAGCGUUGCCAUAAGCCUUGUCGAUCGUCCCACAGAGCGCUAUCGUCGUCAAGCUUUGCGUACUCGCUUGGAUGUUGUGGUUACCAUUGGCGGUAUAUUGGGUUUGUUCUUAGGCGCCAGCAUUCUGAGUCUCAUUGAGUUUAUUUACUACUUUACAAUACGCUUUUACAAUAACACACGCAUGGCAAAAAAUAGCAACUCUGUUCAAAGAGCUGUGAAAGCUCAAGGGGAUGGCAAGUAAAUUCAGUUUUAGCUUAAGCUUUUUGU